Aphis gossypii (cotton aphid) is the source of this 1873-nucleotide messenger RNA. RefSeq names its product ras-related protein Rab-8A. Gene Ontology annotation, molecular function: GTPase activity; GTP binding. Bases 594 to 1268 code for a protein of 224 amino acids. The transcript has 4 exons. Gene Ontology annotation, cellular component: trans-Golgi network transport vesicle; synaptic vesicle; endosome. The record is from RefSeq and is a predicted model, not a curated record. Gene Ontology annotation, biological process: cellular response to insulin stimulus; protein secretion; Golgi vesicle fusion to target membrane. Lineage: Eukaryota; Metazoa; Arthropoda; Insecta; Hemiptera; Aphididae.
AAAUAUUGUUAUUAUUACCUACUACUUUGCUCAAGGAAACGGAUUAUAAUAAUAAUAAUAAUAGUAAUAAUAAUUAUUACACAUAUCGUUUGUUGCAGUAGUGUUGUACAGUCAACCAGCGUUUCGUUACAACGAAUGUCGCCGUUCACUGUCGCCACCGCCUUCGCCGUUCACAGAUCGCGAUCGACACGCCGUGUGCAAUCAUCGUCACUAUCGAUACGCGAACGAAAUUCGACAAUAAUAAUUAUGUUCUUACGGUAAUGUGUGUGUAAACGUUAUUUAAAUCCGUCGUCAUCGCUCUCGCAACAGCUACCGUCGUACUCGCUUCACACACUCACACACACACACACACGCAUACAUAUUCAUAAUAAUAUUCAACAGUCAAGGUACAUUCAAUAAACAUACACAUCACAUCACACUAGUUUUGUAUUGAUAUCGUUUUCGCGCUUUGGUACUUUUGCUCGUCGCGCAGAGUAACCCGACGUGUGUUCGUUCGCACGUUUUGAACGACCAACGUUUUAUUCGUCCGUCCAUCCGUCCGUCUGCACCACCGUCGGACAACUACAUCGACAGCAUAAUAUCCACCGCUCACGAUGGCCAAGACCUACGACUACCUGUUCAAGUUGUUACUGAUCGGUGACUCGGGUGUGGGAAAGACGUGCGUGUUGUUCCGUUUCAGUGAAGAUGCGUUUAAUACGACAUUUAUAUCUACCAUAGGCAUUGAUUUCAAAAUACGAACCAUUGAAAUGGAUGGCAAGAAAAUUAAAUUACAAAUUUGGGAUACUGCUGGUCAAGAACGUUUUAGGACAAUUACGACAGCUUAUUACCGCGGUGCCAUGGGAAUUAUGUUAGUAUAUGACGUCACCAAUGAAAAAUCAUUUGACAACAUUAAAAAUUGGAUACGUAAUAUUGAGGAAAAUGCAUCAGCUGAUGUAGAAAAAAUGCUACUAGGGAACAAAUGUGAACUUAAUUCAGGGCGUCAGGUAUCAAAAGAACGUGGUGAACAAUUAGCAGUAGAGUAUGGUAUAAAAUUCAUGGAGACAUCAGCAAAAGCUAGUGUCAACGUGGAGGAAGCUUUUCACACUUUGGCCAGAGAUAUCAAGACAAAAACAGAAAAAAAACUGGAAGCAUCAAAUCCUCCCAAAGGUGGUGUGCAAUCUAGUGGUGGUCACCAUUUAAGGGAUAAUAAUGGAACAAAGAAACUUGGUCAAGGUGGUGGAAGUGCAGCAGCACUCAAUUGGUUGUCAUCAAGAUGUACAGUACUUUGACCACGAUUAGCAUAUCAUGGUUCAAUUAAACAACAACAAAUGUACACCUUGAAUACCAUUGUCAACAUGACCGUUAAUUAAAAAAAUUAUUAUAUUGUCUUUCUCUAAUACUAAUAAUUGUUUUUAAUGGAAACUGAAUCUCUCCGGUAUUAUGUAUUUCUUAAUUAUAUGAAAAUACGAUCUUUCAUUUUUUUAUACGUACAAUUUUUUUUUAAAUUGUAGAAAGUAAUUAUAUAGGAAAUAUAUUGUUGUUUGAUUAAGUUGAAAAGCAAUAAUAUUAUUAUUUCACAUUUAUGAUUUUCAUUUUAUAAGUUGAACAAUUUAUUUUGCAAUAUUUCUAUCCAAGACUUAUCACUUUUUAACUUUUUACUUUUUAAUUGUUUAACUUAUAGGUUAUCAUCAUAUAAUAUAUUCUGUUUUUCAUCAAUUUUAUAUAUUAGUAAAAAAAAAAAAAAAAGCCGCAGACAAAAACAACACAUAUGUUCUUUAUUAUUUUAUUUUAUAUAUUGUAAUAUAUAAUAAAUUAUAUAUACAAAAACAUUUUUCAAUACUUACAUUAUUAUCAUUACUAUUUUUUAAUAAUAUACAAUUAUUCAUACUAAUUA